AUGGACUCCACAAAGAAGGUCACAAAGAAACUUGCCGGUGCUGCUGCAGGAACAGCUGCCUGGUGCACAAAUGUAGGAAACGAACAUGGCCAAGUCCUUGUCUCUGUGCUGACAGCCGCAGAGGUACAUGGACUGCACCCUAUGGCAGCUGGCCUAAUGAAACGCUACCGAGAGGCAGGAGAGGCAGCCCCGAAAGUGAUGUACGUGGACAGAGAUUGCUGCAGUCUUCAUGGCAAGUCUCAGGUGAAUGUCAUGUUUUCGGAGUGGGAUGAGCUUGAAGUGCGCCUUGACAUCUGGCAUUUCAUGCGGCGAUUUGCUGCAGGUGUCACGACAGAGGCUCAUCCGCUCUAUGGGAUCUUCAUGGCACGUCUGUCCAUGUGCAUCUUUGAGUGGGAUCCAGAUGAUGUGGCUGCUCUUCACCGUGCAAAGGAGGGUGAGCUGGCAGCAAAGAAGGCUGGCCACAUCUCAGGAAAGGCGCUGAGUGCCCGCAUUACCCGGAGAGAGUUGGCACUGCACUGCCGGAGGAGGACCAGGGGUGUGGAGGAGACCACCAGAUUGAUUGGAUCUCUGGUUGAUCUGCUUGACAGUGCGAGUGGAAAAGACACUCUGGGAGUUCCUCUGCUGGACCAUGAACGGAUCCAGCAGAUUUGGAAAGAACAGCGUAAGCACGUACAGUGUAUCCAAGACCCUGAGAACUUUCCCCUCUACACGAAGACAGGGACACUGAAGAAAGGCGGUGUGGAACUGUGCUGCUACAGAUGUGCCCGUGGCUCUACCUCUUUGGAAUCAUUCCACCUCCACCUAAACCGUUUUAUUCCAGGAACCAGUGCCAGUGAUGCACAUUUUCAGGCUUAUCUUCUUGAGGGCUUGGCUUAUCUUCUUGAGGGCUUGAUGCGCUGGAAUGAUGACAGGAUGGAAGAUGCCAUAAAAGGAGCGUCCUCCAUCCGGACAUAUGGCAGUGCCAUGAAAGAGGCUGUGGACAAGCUUUCCCGAACUGUCUUCGGAAAGCCCUGGGAUGAGCGCUAUCGCCCUCCUGGAGCAUAUACAGGUGAAUUUCUGGGAAUGGAGUACCUUUACACCCAGACUGGCAAAACACUUACUCCAGUGCUCCAGAACCCAGAGGAGGAAGACAGGCUGGUGGAGGAAGUUGAUGAUCAGGACCUGCAAGAUGAGGGGUUUGAGGAAGAGAUCAUGGAGGACAUCACAGUUCCAGUGCUGUAUGAGGAUGACCCUUGCCGUGAUCUUGAAAACAGCCCCUCAUCUUUGCCUUUGCAUCAGUCCCCAGCAUCGAUGGCUGAUGUGUUACUGGCUGAGCCGUCCACAUCAUCAUCUCCUGGUGGAGAACGACAGCAUCUUGCCCCUGCCCAUUCAGUGCUGUCACAGCCAUCUGACACUGGAAGCAGUAUUUCCGACGAGGCUCAGGGAGCAGUCAUUGGACCCGAUGGCAUCGCUGGGUGGGACAAGGUCCUGGAUUUGGCUGGUUUCCUGGUGGGUCUUCGUGAGGCUCCUUACCUUACUGACCAGCAGGUGACAGAGGCCAUCCAGCUGUGGAAAGCUCUCCUAGAUUUCGACAAACAGCGGGUCAACUAUCAGCCUCGACAUCAGCCUCAGCUGACACAUGGGCGCUAUAAGGCACCAAAGCGGUCUGGAGUCACACCAGGUGUGGAGAGUGUAAAACGGUGUCUGAUUGGACAUCCUGGGGGUCCAGCGCAGUGGCCCGAUGCCAACCGCUUGGUUAACACCAUUUGUAUGAAGCUUUGUGCUUUACACAAGUCGUCAACCAAGAAAGAUGGAGUUUGCAUCCCCAGGUGGUCUAAAGUUAUUUCAGAUUACCACCACAUCCGAGAGUUGGUGGUUAACAAUCCAACCCUGAUGGAUGAAACAACGAUCCAGCUGUUUGAGAUAAACCAUAGGACACUCACUCAGUGGUUUCGUAAGUGGAAGAAUAGACUGGAAAUGGGCGUCCUCGGUCAGGGUCUGACUCCAUCUAACCCAAUUGCUGUGGCUGAUACACACCUGCCUCCACCGAGGGAAAAAUUGAAUGAAGUACCAUCAACAUCAGGCCCAAAACAUCAAUUUUUCCUUCCACCAAAUCGUGGAGGACAGGCUCCUCUUCUGCGACCAGGUCGAAAGCCAGCUGCUGCCACCAGGGAGUUUCCCAUCGCACCUGCCCCCACAGCAUCAGGAGUUAUGCAGCACAUUUUAGCACCGGGGUUGUCGUUUGGCACAGUAGUCUUUAAUCCAGACAUGACUGUGUCAGUGGUGAUUCCACCUUCUGGUGCUUCGACAUCCAGUGCAGUCCCAGCUCCCCCUGCUCCGGCGUCUGCUGCUCCUUUGUCCCGUUACACCCAAAGGAACAGGCGCCGACGGGCUGUGGAGAAUGAAAGUGGUGUCCAGAAGAGGAAGUAUGUGCGAGGGGUUACUUUUAACACGUGCAGCAAAUGUGGGCAGCCCAAAACGAAAGAGUUUGGCCAUAGCCGAUAUGGUAAUGCCACAUUUUGUUUGCGUGCCUCAAAUGGCAAAUCUUUAGAGGAAUGGUUGGCAGAGCAGCGCCAGCAAGAAAGAUGUCAAACUCCACCACCUCAAUAA
Messenger RNA from Paramisgurnus dabryanus, 2589 nucleotides. RefSeq lists its product as uncharacterized. The record is from RefSeq and is a predicted model, not a curated record. NCBI's taxonomy places the organism in Eukaryota, Metazoa, Chordata, Actinopteri, Cypriniformes, Cobitidae.